Molecule: messenger RNA, 381 nt
Organism: Halteromyces radiatus
Lineage: Eukaryota; Fungi; Mucoromycota; Mucoromycetes; Mucorales; Cunninghamellaceae
Product: NADH-ubiquinone reductase complex 1 MLRQ subunit-domain-containing protein
Exons: 5
Coding region: 100-381 (93 amino acids)
Source: RefSeq, a predicted model, not a curated record
GUAUAUAAAUGGAAAUUUUUUUUUCUUUCUCCCUUUUUCACUCUUUUUCUUUUAUUUUUUUUUAUUUAUUUUCCUGAUUAUAAAAUCAUCAUCAUUAUUAUGUCUUCUUUUGCUGCCUUUGUACGUGCCAAUCCUGCUUUAGGUCCUCUCUUUGUAUUUGCUGGUGGUGGUUGCGUUGCUGCUGUUUCGUAUCCUCUUUACCUUUUACGUACUCAUCCUGAAAUCCAUGUUGACCGCAAGAACAAUCCUUAUCCUUGGCAACGUGUUCAACAACAUGAAAACAUCAAGUUCAUCAAUGUCAAUCCGGAGUUCUAUGAUAGUCGAAGGGACUUGAAUAAAAAACCAUUUGUUAUACAACGUAGUACUUUCACUUUAUAUUAG